Molecule: messenger RNA, 1577 nt
Organism: Budorcas taxicolor (takin)
Lineage: Eukaryota; Metazoa; Chordata; Mammalia; Artiodactyla; Bovidae
Gene: IFT27
Product: intraflagellar transport 27
Exons: 7
Coding region: 357-917 (186 amino acids)
Biological process (GO): intraciliary transport
Cellular component (GO): Golgi apparatus
Molecular function (GO): GTPase activity; GTP binding
Source: RefSeq, a predicted model, not a curated record
CCGGCGAUCGCAGCCACAGUGGGGCUGGGGGCCGGAGGGUGUCUGGGUCACUGUUCCCGAACCACAUUGCCGGGCGCUGGACUGAGUUCGGGAGCCGCAUCACCUCCCUGGUACCUUCCCGGCUGCCUUCUGAAGAACUUGACCCCUUCUAGCGCUCCUCCGCGCCCCACCGCGACCCUAGCGCCAGAUACCGCCCCGCGGGCUGCCCGGAGGGUCCAGGCCCCAUUGUCCCGGUCCCCACCGCGGCCACUGGCCCCUUGAGCGCCAGUUCUCCCUACUCCCCUUCCCAGACAGGGCCACCAACGCCUCCAGCAGCCGCUCUUCUCUUGUCUGGUCCGUGGAGGUGGUUGGUUACCAUGGUGAAGCUGGCAGCCAAAUGCAUCCUGGCAGGAGACCCCACCGUGGGCAAAACCGCCCUGGCACAGCUCUUCCGCAGCGACGGGACCCAUUUCCAGAAAAACUACACCCUGACAACAGGGGUGGAUCUGGUGGUAAAGACAGUGCCAGUCCCUGACACGGGGGACAGUGUGGAACUGUUUAUUUUUGACUCAGCCGGCAAAGAGCUGUUUUCUGAAAUGCUGGAUAAAUUGUGGGAGAGUCCCAGUGUCUUGUGUCUUGUCUACGACGUGACCAACGAGCAGUCCUUUACCAACUGCAGCAAGUGGCUGGAGAAGGCUCGGUCUCAGAUUCCAGGGACCACCCUCCCAGGUGUGCUGGUGGGGAACAAGACAGACCUGGCUGGCAGGCGAGUGGUGGAUAUGGCCCAGGCCCAGGCGUGGGCACUGGGCCAAGGCCUGGAAUGUUUUGAAACAUCCGUGAAAGAGAUGGAAAACUACGAGGCCCCCUUCCACUACCUGGCCAAGCAGUUUCACCACCUGUACCGGGAGAAGCUGGAGGUUUUCCAGGCGCUGGUGUAAGAGGCUGGCCAGACCGUUUCCUGCGACAGAACCCGGCCCUGGGCUCCGUCUCUUCAGAAGAUGGGAGAAGAUGGAGCUGCCUGCCACUUCCAGUCUAUCGUGACAGCUUUAAAUAAAAGGAGAAAAUGGAGAAGCAGCAGCUCGUUCUGUUCUUGGCCAGGGCAGCCCUGGAACCAUUUUACAGUUUGGCCGCUGCUCCCAGAGUAGCACCGGAGCCUCCAGUGGUGGCAGCUGGCCCUUGGGACAGUGGGCAUCCUGCUCUCCCUGAAGGACACCCCCUAACAAGAGCCCACCCACAAUUUGCCAGAGUCGAGAUGCUCAGCUUGGAAGUUGUCGCCUGACCAGGGGGCUGAUGGCCCUCUCCUUGUUCUAACAGACUCAGUUUUGCUGUCUGUCUGCCCCUUUCCGGAUGCCGGAGCUCCCUGGUGAUGACUUCUGUCCCUGGCAAAAUAGUGCCCUCUGCCGGCCGCCCUGGGUGCCUCUUCUUGAUAAAGACCCAGCCCCCUCCCAGCUGCCAGGAACCCUGAGCACCCAGGGAGCCAAGAAUGAGGCCACUUUCCUUUAAUGACCCCGCCUCUCAGCGAGCCGGGCAGCAGUCGUAAUUCUUUGCACUGAGCUUGACUGUUUUCCAUCCUGUCUCUGCUGCCAGAUUAAUCUUCC